AUGCUUACAGCGCCAACCUCCUUCUGCAAAUGCACCUGUUUCUCCAAUAGUACGAUCAUCCCCCUCAAUCCCUCCAAGUCCGAAACCUCCUCCGGCAUCGACCACGUCCGCUUUGACGCGCGCAGCUUUCUCAGCACCGAGCUUGAGCAUACGGAUGAAUACAGCAAACGAGCUGAGAAAUACCGAUCCCUGAAUUGCAAUGAUUGCAAUCGCAAGUUCUGUCUCGACUACGAGCUACCGACAUGCAAAGGCGCUAAGGAGGAAGAUGUGUACACGACUUGCUUCCAGCGAGAUUCACGGAAAGACGAGGCUGUGGUGUUUAUUUUUAUUUUUGCUACAGGUGGACUGCUGGCUUGGGCAGCCUGCAAGCCGUGGAUUGAGCGAUAUGUCGAGGUAGGCCAAUGCCAAUGGGUGUAUCUCCUUGGCAAGACUAACUGA
Molecule: messenger RNA, 438 nt
Organism: Penicillium egyptiacum
Lineage: Eukaryota; Fungi; Ascomycota; Eurotiomycetes; Eurotiales; Aspergillaceae
Source: the annotation of a GenBank genome assembly